Messenger RNA from Lentinula edodes (shiitake mushroom), 2611 nucleotides. RefSeq lists its product as uncharacterized. Bases 169 to 2469 code for a protein of 766 amino acids. The record is from RefSeq and is a predicted model, not a curated record. NCBI's taxonomy places the organism in Eukaryota, Fungi, Basidiomycota, Agaricomycetes, Agaricales, Omphalotaceae. The transcript has 3 exons.
AGCAACUUCGAUCUCAGUUUCCUGUCAUAAACCUCCUGCAGGCUGCAGCUACCUUGUUGCAUGGUCUUCUCAUAACAGAUAAUUCACUCUCUCAAGCGCAUCUCCAUAAAUACAUAUUAAAUACUAUUUUGACGACCAACACGACUUUUUGACGAGACCAUUAAACCAAUGACGACCACCGCCCCUAGAACAAGCCCUGUGACUUCACGACGCAGUCUAUCGACCACCUCAUCUCCGUCCCACUCACCAUCUUCCUCAAUCUCUAGAGGUGCCACGGCUCGUUCAGCGGCCAGCCCUCGUACUCCUUCCUCUUUGAAUUCUGCUGCCACCCGCAGACCCACUUCAAAAUCGUCUUCUGUCCCUGGACAGAACGCGGAGGCUGCCGAAGCUCUUUCGGUUGAACUGAAGGAUGCAACAGAGAAAAAGGAGAAGCUUCUGGUGCAGCUUCAAGACAAAGACCAAACAAUCUCGACUCUAGGAAAGGAAAACGACGAUUUAACUUCUGCCUUGCAUGCUGCGGAAAUACGCUUAAAUGACCUCUACGCCGAACAGAGUCGUUCCGAACAGGAACUUGCGCAGAGAAUAGACAUAUCUGAAAAACUCCGAUCUCAAGUGCGCGAAUUAGAGAAGGAGAAGAGAGAUCUUCUACGUAGAUACAACGAACAGACGUCUACCUUCGAUGCAGAGCGGCAAGCCUUCUAUGACAACGAACAACAUUUAAAAUCUCGUAUCCAAUCACUAUCACAAGUUCGGAGGAAACCCGAAAGCCCCACGUACCCGGAAGUAGAAUCCGAAACUGAGUACGAGGAGGAGGAAACGGAGGUAAACACCUCGCCGGAGGACGUGGCUUCAAAGCAGGACAUGAGCGAUCCAGAACAAGAACCAGCCGAAAUGACCGCCCUUCGACUAGAAUUAUCCACUCUUUCCACAUCAUACUCUUCGCUUCAGAGUACCUGUGUUCUCUUACAGACCCAGUUGAUUGACCUCAAUAGAGUCAAUAAACAACUGCAGGAGGACAACGAAAGCUAUAUGAUAUUACUGCAGGAACGGACCUUAAACGGUCAAUUUGACCUGUUGAAACAGGUGGGAGGAGGCGACGACGACGACGAAGAAUCUGAUCGCGGGGACGUGGGAAGUCUUCGCAGUACUGGCCGCAGUACUCUGGAUCGCGUUGAGGAAGAGAUGCCAGAAACCACUGGCAGCUUGGCUGAUGAACUCAGCGCGCGCAUUAUGCCUGAAGGGUCUGAUUCACAUCAUGGGCGAGUGCGACAGGGUCGCAGCCAUGAGUCUUCCACUUCUCAUUCACCGGAUGGCCCUAGGGGCGAGUCACUCGCUGACUUACCUAUAACUGGUCCUGGCUUGGAUCUAGCUGCAGAACUUGGUCGCGCUGAGAACAAAGAUAUACUUGAGGGUAAUGUUGAUGAGCCGCUAGUCAAUUCUAAAGGCAAGAGAUCUAGAAAGGAUUCAAAGGGAGCCUCUGGUUUCCUUGAACCCAGUGUUUCAACUAGCGACGUCUUGGCUCUGCGCUCAGAAGUGAAGGCGCUCAAAGACGCUAAUAAGGCCCUUUCUCUGUAUGCAUCAAAGAUCAUUGAUCGAAUCAUCGCUCAGGAAGGUUUCGAGCAUGUUCUGGCAAUCGAUUACGAGAAUGAGCCUCCUACUCCCUCUACCGCAGCACCCAAAACUGCAAAAGCAAGACCACAAUCUGUCAUUGUUGGCCGUUCAGCCUCAGUGUCUUCCGGUAGCGAGUCUCUUCACCUGAAUAGUCCUGGUUUCAACGUUCCAAAACUAGGAAACCCUACACCUCCUAGCGCCACCACCAAGGCAUCUCGCCGUUCAUUGUCUUUCGAUUGGAAGGGAUUUUCACUCUUCAAUAAUGCUGAGAAGAAGCCAGAGUCUAAUUUGCGUCCACUCACCUUGAAACCUGGAGCCAGUCCAGUCACUAGUGCAAGAAAACUAGAUACCACGGAAGACGAAAAUGAUCGGCGCGAACGAGAGAGAAUCAAUGCCACUAUGAAACUCAUGGGCAUUGAAACACCUGCUUCACCUGCUCCAAUGCAGAAAGCUUUCUCUUCGCCGGGCCCUGCGCCACCUCCCAGCGCCGGAACCAAUAGGCGUUUCUCGAUUUUCGGUUCUCGAACACCCGCGUCUGAGCCUUCCUCUUCCCCGCUAUUAACAUUUACACCUUCAUUAAGCGCCAAUUCAUCGCGUAUCGGCCUCGGUAUCGAGGGUACAGAGCUCACUCAGGAAGCCCUUGAACAUGCUGAGGCUGAGAAUACUCUGGCUGCUCUGGAUGCACACGAACGCAGUCUCUCCUCAGAAAUCGCGAAGGGUUCCAGUGGAGGCUUUACUGAAAUCAGACGGAGUAAUCGCCGUGGACGCAGAAGUGCAGGGGGUAGCGAUAGUGGGAGGAGCGGGAGGAGUACCGUUUGGAGUGCCGGUAUGAGUGCUACUGGCGAAGAUGAUGAUUGAUUUCUCGUAGUAAGAUUACAAUAACAUUUUGAUAGCAUGCAUAUCUAGCUAAGGUCUUUCGUCUCGUUAUACCCGUAACCCAAGUACAUAUCAUAUGUUGUGUUGUUACAAGGCUUAUAAUAAUUAUAACACUGUUCGCCUC